UGCCCGGGGGGCGCGGUGAGAGUGGCCGCCUGUCCUAUGGGAUGCCCGGGGGGCGCGGUGAGAGUGGCCGCCUGUCCUAUGGGAGUCGCGGUGAGGGCGGCCGGGCUCCAGGCUGUGAUUCCGCGAUCCUUCCGUCCUCAUUGGACUAUGUUCCGGUACCGUGGACAUGUCAGCGAGUAGUGUGUACGGGCAGCACAGGAUGCCGCAGCCUUGAUGGAGGAGGGCACGGCGAGGGACUGCACGGAGAGCCGCUUCAGGGCGGUGCUAGACCGGAUCGGGGGGCCGCAGCGGGUCCUGCUGGUCGGGGAGUUGUGGGAGCGGGCGGAGAGCCGGGCUCUGCUGGAGAACUUUCUGCGGGAGUUGUUCCCGGCAGAGCUGCUGAAUGGAGGGGACAUAUUUAAGGAGAAGGGGCCGUCUCCUCAGGAAGCCCCGAAACACAACACUAACUGUACGGAGGAGAAGCCGGGCCCCGGCCGCCCGCAGAGCCGCACGACCCGCUUCGGACUGGUAUUCUUCCUGUGCCGCCCGGAAUCCUUAGCUCUCCCGCCAUCACAGCGUCAGAUGAGGGAAAUCCUGAGGGAUAUUCGGAAGCGGCUGCCUGCAGGGGGCGUGGUGGUCGGAGUAGUAAUGCUUCCCUGUGAAAAGGUGAAUGGUCCGGAGGCGAUCACUGAGGAGACCCCUGUCUGUGCCGAGUCCGCGGUCUCCACUCUCCUGGCCCUCCUCCGCUCCGUCUUCCCGUUAAACAACAAGGAUGGACGGUGCUCUGAAGUCCGCGCUGCUGCGCUCACCCCCGGAGACGAGGACAGCCGCCGGGACGUGCAGAGGACGGCGAGUGAGGCGCUGACUGCGGCAGAUGAGCAAAGGAGGCAGAAGCCAAACAUGAAAUCCGGAUGCUUCUCAUGGAGACGGUGGAAACAGGAGGAUGCUGCUCAGAAAGAACACAUGGAUGAAGGAACAGCCUUGACUGUCUUGAGCCACCCCAACGGAGAUUGUGCUGAGAAUACAGCUGAUGCUUGAGAUCUCCGUGGAGAAUAAACAGCCCAACUAUAAAUAAAGUGUUUAUCUGCAGAAUUUGCAUUACUAUUUUGUCAAGAUGACUUGUAAGGCAUGUCCUAUACCAACACUGCAGUAACUGAUACUGAACUGUAUAGACAAUGUUCACUCACUUCCGUUACAAACCGUCAACUACUUCAAUUCAUUGUGAACAAGGACGUAAUUAAUAAGUAAUGUAUGUAAAGCCCCUUAUCCAUGUACUGCAUUAGGAGUCUUAAGUGCAAAAACAAUAGUAGUAUAAGUGAUUUUCGUUUUGUUUUUAUAUUUGACUGCUGGUUGUACUGGAUUCAUCAAUCACUCAUGGUCAUGCCAAGAGUGCUUUAAAAUAAAAAUUCUGCUGCAGAAAUGUAGCUAUGUUUUACACUGUGGUGUUCUCCACACCAUAAGGGUCCGUUCACACGAGCAGAUUACCUGCAGAAUUUCCGCAGAGUAUUUGCUGUCGAAAAUCCACAUGGGUUUUUGCUACCAUUGACUUCAAAUGGGUCAGCAGAAAAUCUUAUUUUUACCGAAAAAGGAACUGCGUAGAAACGGAAGCCCCUAAAAGUUACAAAAUGAAAUUUUUUCUUCAAUUUUGUCGCACAAUGAAUUUUUCCAUUUCGCCGUGGAUUUUUGGGUGAAAUGACUGUCACUGCAAAGUAGAAUUGGUGGCGCAAAAAAAAAGCCAUCAUAUGGAAUUUUAUGUGCAAAAUUUAAAGCGUUAUGAUUUUUAGAAGGUGAUGAGGAAAAAAUGAAAAUGCAAAAAAGGAAAAACCCUGCAUCCUUAAGGGGUUAAAAAAGAAAAGAACUUCAUGUGGCUCAUACAACAGCUGAUAAGUACUGGAUGAUUCAUAUUUUUAAUAGAAGUAAUUUACAAAUCUGUUUAACUUUGUGGCACCAGUUGAUUUAAAAAAUGUUUUCCAGUGGAGUACCCCUUUAAGGUAAAAAAAAUAUAUAUAUAUGAAAAACGUGAUCACCCCUUUAAGAGCCUUGUCGAAUGCAUUUUAUUUUUCAAGCUAUAGCUGUUUUUUUAAUGUAUAAUAUCUAGAGGUCUAAACACUUUAUAGUAAGCAAGUGUUUUGAAAUCAAAUGGGUACUAAAAUUUUUUUUAGGUCUUUAUUAGUCAACUGGUGCCAGAAAGUUAAACAGAUUGGUAAAUUACUUCUAUUAAAAAAUCUUUACCCUCCCAGUACUUAUUAGCAGCUGUAUGCUACAGAGGAAAUUAUUUUUGGUCUUGUCCACAGUGCUCUCUGCUGACCCCUCUGUCCGUGUCAGGAACUGUCCAGAGCAGCAUAGGUUUGCAAUGGGGAUUUUCUCCUGCUCUGGACAGUUCCUGAUAUGGGCAUCAGGUGUCAGCAGAGAGCACUGUGGACAAGACAAAAAAGAACAUUUCCUCUGUAGCAUACAGCUGCUAAUAAGUACUGGAAGGGUAAAGAUUUUUUAAUAGAAGUAAUUUACAAAUCUGUUUAACUAUCUGGCACCAGUUCAUAAAGGAAAAAAAAAAAAAAAGUUUUCUGCCGGAGUACCCCUUUAAGGUGUUUAACAAUGUAGAAAAUGUAUUCUGACAGCUUGUGUGGUGUGAAGUGGUGGCCAUGACUCAGAUGCAGUAACAAAUUUCCGGAUGUACUACGGGAUCAUAUGAUGUGUAGCUGACGUUUGUAUACUGUGUAUGAAUCUACUAGUAAAGGUGACAUAUUUCAUAAAACACAUUUAUCUCUUAGGAAUACAAAGGUCAUGUCUGGGUGUGUUUCACUAUCUGCAAAGGAAGAAAGAUUAUUUCAAUACAUAAUUCACUGGAGGGAGGGUGAAAUUAUAAGGCUUUAGUAUCUUUUCUGCUGUAUUUUGGGACACAUUCAAUUACAAAGUGGUCUACACCAUUAAUUUGGGCCACAUUUUUAAAUUAUUCACUCAUUUCAUUUUGUUUUCCCAUGCUUGCCCAUCUUUUGAAUGCAC
Messenger RNA from Hyla sarda, 2982 nucleotides. It is a transcript of the gene C3H2orf72, whose product is annotated as chromosome 3 C2orf72 homolog. The record is from RefSeq and is a predicted model, not a curated record. The transcript has 3 exons. Bases 214 to 1017 code for a protein of 267 amino acids. Lineage: Eukaryota; Metazoa; Chordata; Amphibia; Anura; Hylidae.